Molecule: messenger RNA, 2322 nt
Organism: Durusdinium trenchii
Lineage: Eukaryota; Dinophyceae; Suessiales; Symbiodiniaceae
Source: the annotation of a GenBank genome assembly
AGCUUCUUCCUUGCGCAUGUCCUUCAGAGGUUUAAUCCAUGGCCUCAGGAAGCAGUCAGAGACCUCCUACUGCACCCGCUGCACAAGCUCAAUGCCCAUCCGGCUACCCACGGACCAUUCGUUUGGGCCCAACAAUUUCUGGAUCACCUCUUGUUGCAAGAACCACAGCGCCAGAAGUUGCAGCCCCAGAUUCUUCGCAACUGGAAAGUGUUGCAGUCCCACAGCGCAGAUUGGUAGCUGCUGGACCCUGCAGGUCGACGAUUCCAGUGACCGUGUCCCGAGCACAGCCUUCUGCUCCAGCAGUUUGCCGGGCAGGUCAGACACCGGAAGGAACCAGUGUUGCCUCAAGAGCCCGUGUGACUGCGGAGGGAGCACAGACCGCCAGAGCCGUGCAGGCGACAACGCAAUCAACGCCCGUUUGGCGACGAGUGGCGCCUGCGUCGACUGCGCACCUCUCUGCACGCGGUCGGUCUGCGCGAGGGGCAACUGCGGCAUACCCAGGCCCUCAAGGCUUCCGGCCAUGGGCCUCCGCGAGUACUUUGCCGCAGGAAGCAGCUGAAGGAGGAUGGCAGAGCCUUUUACAGGCGGCUCGAGAACGCAGCCGCACCAACCGUGCCAGCGCCAGCUUGCAAGGCCAAGCUGCAGCGACACAAAACUCCACCAGCAGGGCAUCUUCCAUGAUGUCUGCUAGUGCUCUCAGGGCUUUGGAAGCCAUGGUGCAGGAUGUUGAUGAUUUUGGUUCUGAAGAAGGUGCGUGCUCUAUUUGUCUAGGUACAGAAGCCACCCAAGUAGCGGAACUUCGAUGUGGCAACAGGCAUCGCUUCCACAAGUCCUGCAUCACCACCUGGAUGGUGGCUAGCAUUGCAAUGAGCGACGGUAUGUUUAGGUGUCCACUGUGCCGAAAAGGCUUGAACAUGGGCCAGGGUCGCCGCGACGUGCUAGACUUGAGCUUGCAGGAGCUGACCGCUGUGGAGCGUUUGCUUGAGGAUGUACGGUUUGCCGUGCUGGAGCAGAGAAGCAUGAUUGAACAACGCACUUUGGACGAGAAUCUCGCCGCCUCAGCACCAGGAGGAAAUCCAUCCUGGACGCAGCUCAGGGCCGCACAAAUUCGUGCGUUGAUGUUGGAAGAUCGAGUUGCAGAGUUGCGGUCUGCAGUCUAUGAACUACAGUCACGCCUGAGCCUGCUUUGAGGCAAGCGCAGCUUGGAACUUGCCAAGAUCUCAUGCAAUGAGAACUGUUUGGCCAUGGCUUAGUCGUCAGAAGCAGGCAUUAAAUUGUUUUGGGCCACUUGUUGAUCAUCAGGUCAAGCCAAACUCAACUCAAACGCCACAAUCUAUCCGUAUGGCGUCCAUGCCAACCAAGUCACAUCAGCACAAAGUCAGAAGACACCAACCUUGUACGUGUUCUUUCUUGUCAAUUGGGUGUCAUCUCGUAAGCCCCGAAAUGCGUUGAGCGGAUGUUGAGCCUGCUGCAAGUCGGCUGAGCCUAGUUCCAAAUGAUGCAUUUGCCCAGACCAAUUGUCUCCAAAACAAGCUUGGUGGCAUGGUUGAACCCUGACUAUGCCCGCUGCCAGAUGCUUUGACCCUUAUAUAGCCACUUGGUCAGUGCCUAAUCCCAAUCGAUAUGUUGCAGAGCAGUGCAAGCGCAAUAAUAUUGAAUCGCCUGAGGAUCGAGUUAAGCUAGAAUUCUGGGGACUACUAGUACAAGAAUCUAUGUGAUCUUGAGCUGUGAGCUCCAGACUCUGAACGUGUAGUUUGAGUCCAUUUCAACGUCAUUCUUUUGAUAGCACCAUGUGUUCAAUUCGUUUCUGUGUUGUUGCGUGUCAGGUAAAACAUGUGAGCAACCAACGUGGAAUUGAACUGUUCAGUAAUUUGUAUGGUAGUGGGAGUGAUGGUGUAAGCAACCCCUUUGAAAAGAUGGAGGAUCACCCUUUUGGCCUUGGCAAUUUCGAUAGAUACCAUAUUGUACUGUCCACUAAGGACUGGCUUUGUUCCACGAUGUUGCAUGCAGGCUGUUGCCAGACCCUGACCCUGGUGUUUAGAGCCACAAGAUGGCUUGGUGCAAUUCUGCAUACCAUGUGGAAAGAGGGCACCAAACAAGAUGCCCGGCAAAGAUCUAGGCACCCCACGAUGUGAAUUGCAUUCUUGUCGCAUUGGCAAGAAGACUAGGAGUUGGUCGCAUGUCCGGAGAAAAGAAGAGCGGCAAGCGCUUCCUUGCGCGGGAAUUGUAUAAUGACACAGUGUUGACAUUGAGAGGAAAGCUGCAAAACAUUGCAAAACUCUUCUUUGAGAGAUGCAAGAUAAUACAACCUUCACAUUUCCC